Molecule: messenger RNA, 1307 nt
Organism: Austrofundulus limnaeus
Lineage: Eukaryota; Metazoa; Chordata; Actinopteri; Cyprinodontiformes; Rivulidae
Gene: exosc1
Product: exosome component 1
Exons: 8
Coding region: 74-658 (194 amino acids)
Biological process (GO): RNA processing
Cellular component (GO): nuclear exosome (RNase complex); cytoplasm
Molecular function (GO): RNA binding
Source: RefSeq, a predicted model, not a curated record
AGACUGGCCAAUCAGAAUCGACUCGAGCUGACGUCACAGCCAAUGGGAGGGAGGAUUCGCUCUCCUCGAAAACAUGUCGCCCAUGAAGUUGUGUGUUCCAGGUGACAAGCUAUGCAGUGAAGAAGACUGUUUUCCAGGCACAGGAGUGUAUCAACGGCACGGCUACAUAUACUCUGCACUUGCAGGCUACGUGCUGAAGAAAAAUGAGGGAGAGAAGCUGCCAGUGAUCUCAGUGGUGAGGGAAACAGAAGCACAACUCCUGCCAGAUGUUGGAGCCAUAGUUACCUGCAAGGUGACGAGCAUCAACCCCAGGUUUGCCAAAGUCCAAAUCCUUUAUGUUGGAUCCACACCGCUGAAGGACCGCUUCAGAGGAACAAUCAGGAAAGAGGAUGUUCGAGCAACAGAGAAAGAUAAGGUGGAGAUAUACAAAAGCUUCAGACCCGGAGACAUUGUCUUGGCAAAAGUGAUUUCUCUUGGGGACAUUCAGUCGAACUACUUGUUGACGACGGCUGAGAAUGAACUGGGGGUUGUGGUGGCUCACAGUGAAGCAGGUGCCCAAAUGAUUCCCAUCAGCUGGUGUGAGAUGCAGUGCCCGUGGACGCAGGCCAAAGAGUUUCGGAAAGUGGCGCGCGUGCAGCCCGAGUAUCUGCAAGCGUGAGAGCCUCGAAAGUCUUCUCCACCACUUGGAACACACAACUUCUCCUUCCUUCGAGUAGUCCCCCCCCCAGCCUUAGUGUCCCGGGGUGACAUAAUCCUUUGGCUACUUCUGAUUCUGUCUUUUAUGUGUUUUUGUAAAUAGCUGUUCUGCUGCACAUUUUUGUCAUCCUUUUAUUGUGCUCAAUUGAAAACACAGUAUAGACUAAACUGUAGAUACUAUUGGAUUCUUAUUAAAGAAUUUUUAUAUAUAUAUUUUUUCUAUCAGAAGUCUUAAGAGCAUGGGACUUAAGUUUCCGGUAAAAGGUCAGUGAUUGAGCAGAAAAGCUGCAGAAAGAGAACUGCGCUUGUCUGUCCAGGUCAGCCUCCAGCUGAUGAUUUGUUGGGGCUUGAUCAUAAAAUAAAAUGACAUUUUUCUUCUCACAAGAGAGCAGUAUUAGAAAGCCCUUUCCUAAAUCAGAAGUUUAAUGCAGCUACUGUGUAAAGAAUAUUGAAGUACAAUAUUUGAUAGUCAGAUUCUUGCUUUCCAGAACAUUAUAACUGAAUGUUUUUGAGCCAAUGAGCUGUAUUUUUCAUGUUUAUUACAAUGAACCUGUUAUUAUGCUUUCCUUWACUUCACAUGUGCAGGAAUAAAAUUAACGACUGUCACAGGU